AUGCCGUUCUUAUAUUUGAAGGAGUUGGAGAUGAUCUGGGUAGACCGCUCCAACCCCGAGUCGCGACGUGCGGCCAAGGAGGCCAUCGCGAACCAUGCCACAGAGUGGCAAAGAGGAGAACGACCUCUGCUGAUCUGGCCGGAAGGCACGACAUCCAACGGCCAGGGAAUCAAAGACUUCAAGCAUGGUGCCUUCUUGCCCGGGGUGCCCGUGCGGCCCGUGUUGAUCAAGUACACAGGUGACUGGGAUCCUUCCAACGUCAGCUUCCGAGAUGCGAAGGGCGAGAUGAAGCCAGCGGAGGCUUAUGGCGAUCGCCAGUGGGUCGAGCAGUUUUUGGGUCACAUGCUGCACAGCUGCACAGUGCUCAUCUGCAAGCCUUACACCCCGAGCGAGGAAGAGAAAGCAAGCCCAGAGCUGUUCAAGGCAAAUGUGCACAAGCUCAUGUCAGAGAGGCUCAAUGAGCUGAACGACUACACGGAGCGCCAAAGGGAAAGCAAGGGCGCCGGCAUCCCCAAGGGAUUGAAGCAAGUUGGCGGCGCUCUGUUCGGCAACGUCGAAGCCUUUCUGCAGUCUGCGCAGCAUCGUUUGUCGGAGAAGUCCGAGGAAGUGCAGACAGCCAUCCCUUGGCUACAGAAGCUGACAACUCGACUUCGAGCGAAGUCCGACGGAUACAUCGCCUGA
Molecule: messenger RNA, 681 nt
Organism: Symbiodinium sp. CCMP2456
Lineage: Eukaryota; Dinophyceae; Suessiales; Symbiodiniaceae
Source: the annotation of a GenBank genome assembly